CGAUAAAAUUCAUGUGCGGUGUUAAACGUCAAGUUCUUAUUGUUUAAUUACGAGAAAAAAUAUAUAUUUUUUAAGUGGAUUUUAUUUAAUUUUCUUGAGUUUUUCAUUCUUAUCUACGAUUUGCAUUUUCAUUCAAUUAUAUGAAAAUAGUAUUUUAAUUAUUCUUUUCAAAGAAAUCAUUUCAUAUUUACAAUUUUUGGUUAAUGUGAAGCCGUGUUUGUGUGUGUAUUAUUUUUUUUAAGUGGAAAAAGAGCUAAAAAAUAGAACAGCAAAUAUUGUUAUUUGUUGUUAAAAAUAAAAUUGAAUUAAUCAAAGUUUUGUCAAUCACUGCCUGCCCAUCUUACACUCCGUGCAGAAGAGAUCAAAACCAAACAUAAAAUAUAUGUGUACAUAAAUUGACAACAUCAAAUCUGAUUGACAUCCUCCUAAUUGAAUUAAAUUACUUUUAUAAUCGUUAAAAAAGAAAUCAAUUUUGAAACAGACAUAUCAAGAUACUGAUGUCAAGACUGUCAAAUCUAUUGCUGAAAAUUUUACAAUUUUGAAAAAAUUAUAUAAACAAUAACAACAACAACAACAAUUCCAUCCAAUUGAAAACGUCAAUAUUAAACUUUAUAUACAAAACUCAACAUAAAACAAUAGAAAUAUUAUUGAAAAAUAUCUAUUUUAUGGUCGACUUAUUAAAUAAACAUUGUUUUUGUUGUUGCCACACAAAAACAAACAAUAAUAUUAUUAUUAGAAUAACAAAUCAUAUAUACAACAUACAAUAAUACAACUACAUACAUCACUACCUACAUGAUACAUAUUUACUAAACGAUUGUUCGUUGUCUUUGUAAAUUAUUAUUAUUAUUAAUAAUAAUAUUGACUAAACAAUAAAAAGGAAAGAGAAAAAGCAAGCAGACAAGACGGAUAUUUAGUAAAGGAGAAAAAAAUAAACAAGAAAAACUAUUCUUCAAAUUUCAAUCAUGGCAUAUUGCAAUGCUUGAACGUUUCCGUUUAUGUAAUUUAAGUCGUCACUGUCGUUUACGAUCUACAGAACUGGCUCGAGAUAAGAAACAAAGACAACAAUGUGUUACAAUACUAUUUCUCGAUGACACUACCCAAACCUUUCGGAUAGAGAAACGUGCCAAAGGUGGCGAUUUACUUGAACAAGUAUAUCAGUUUCUAGAACUAUCCGAAAGGGAUUAUUUUGGUUUAUUAUUUCCCACAAAACCUGGCGAUGUUGUGCGAUGGGUUGAUGCACAAAAACCAUUUAAAAAACAAUGCAAUAGUAUUGCAUGGGAUAAUGACACCGUUCCAUUAUUAGAAUUUAGAGUUAAGUUUUAUGUAAGUGAUCCCAGCCGUUUACAAGAAGAAUAUACACGUUAUCAAUUUUAUUUGCAAAUAAAACGUAACAUUUUAUUGGGCAAACUGCCAUGUUCAAUUAAUACACAAUGUCUCUUAGCUAGUUAUACUGUGCAAUCUGAACUAGGUGAUUUCAAUCCUAUAGAACAUCAACCGGGCUACUUAAGUAAUUUACAAUUAUUAGCCGAUCAAUCAUCAGAUGCUGAACGUAAAAUAUCGGAAUUACAUAAAUUACAUCGUGGUCAGUUGCCAGCUGAUGCUGAAUAUAAUUAUUUGGAACAUGCUAAAAGACUUGAUUUAUAUGGCAUUGAUUUGCAUAAAGCCAUGGAUUCCAAUGGCAAAGAUUUACAAUUGGGUGUUUCUGCUAUAGGUCUUUUAGUUUUUCAAAACUCUUUACGUAUUAAUACCUUUUCUUGGUCCAAAAUGGUUAAGGUUUCAUUUAAACGUAAAGAUUUUUUUAUACAACUACGUCGAGAACCGUCGGAAAGCUAUGACACUUUAUUGGGUUUUAGUAUGAAUUCUCAUAAACAUGCCAAGGCUUUGUGGAAAUCUUGUGUAGAGCAUCAUUCAUUCUUCCGCCUAAAGAGACCUCAUCGUCUUUCGCGCUUCCUUAAUUUAAGUUUAGGAUCAAAUAGAUUCUAUUAUUCUGGACGCACCGAGCUUCAAGCUGUACAAGAAUCAAAGCAACGUGCUAAAAUCCAUAAAGCUUUUGUUCGUUCUCCCAGUAAACGUUUAAUAACUAUUGGACCGGGUGGUACUACAACAUCACCAUUGGCUAAUGGUGGCAGUGGAUCCGAUAGCAAUGGUAGUGUUUCACAUAAUGGUAAAACUCCGUCCGCAAUAGCUGCUGCACACACGUCCAUUUUAACCAUAACAAAAACUAGCCGUCCUCAUCAUGACAAUAAGGUUACGUCCAAACAAUUGGAUUCAAUGCCACGCAAAGCUUGGGAGCAACACAGCGAUGAAUAUGAUAUACAACUUGAUACCGGCUAUAUUGAACAGUGCAGUCGACGUUUCGAGUCUCCAGUUCCGGCAUAUAGUACAGGUUCCCACAGUCCCAAUGGCACGCAAAUGGGUGCAGCUAUAACCACCUAUAUUAAUGGCUGUUCAACAGCACCUGAAAGUGGCAGUGAUUUGAUAACCAUACGUUUGUUGGCCGAUGAACAUGGACGUUUUGGCUUCAAUGUUAAGGGAGGCAUUGAUUUAAGUUUACCAGUACAAGUAUCAAAAGUUGUACCUAAUACUCCAGCCGAUCGCUGUACGCCUCAAGUACGUGAAGGCGAUGAAGUUGUUCUUAUAAAUGGCCGAGAGGUACAUGGUCUGAAGCACGAACAAGUUGUAAGCAUGAUAAAAGAAUGUCGUACGACCCGCAAUGGUGAGCUAUUGCUGACCAUGAGACCUGGGGGUAGGGCUGCUGCUUUCACCGAAGAAGAGGAGCCACUGUAUCAAUAUGUGCCAGAGAAUGAUGAAAUCGGCUCACAUUCAAAUCUCUUAGAUGGUGAUGCUUUAUUCACUCAAAGUCUUUUGUUAUUAAGUGAUGGUUUGGCUUCCGGUGCCUUGUUGGCCCAAUAUGAAUUGAUGUAUCGUAAAAAUCCCGAUUUACUUAUAACGGAAGCUCGCAAACCGGAAAAUAUUGCUAAAAAUCGUUAUCGUGACAUAUCGCCAUAUGAUUGCACUCGUGUAUCUCUUGUAAAUUGCUCAAGUGGUGAUUACAUCAAUGCCAAUUAUGUUAAUAUGGAAAUACCGGGUGGCAUCAAUCGUUAUAUAGCCACCCAGGGACCAUUGGCCACUACCACCGCCGACUUUUGGCGCAUGGUUCAACAGGAAAGUAGCCAUUUGGUGGUAAUGCUUACAACUGUUAUGGAAGCGGGUCGACAGAAAUGUCAUCAAUAUUGGCCAGUAACGGGUGAAGAACUUCAAUUGGGAGAGGGUUUCUCGGUAAAAUGUCUUAGCGAGAAACCCGAUGAGACUGGUAGUUUUGUAUUUAGGGAAUUUUUAUUAUGCGAUAAGCGUACCGGUGAACAGCGUCAUAUACAACACAUGCAAUAUCUUGCCUGGCCAGAUCAUUGUGUGCCAGCUGAUCCAAAUUUAUUUUUAGAAUUUGUCGAACGUGUGCGUAAUGCGCGUAAUCGUACGUUAUUGCAGGAGAUUGAAGAGAGUCUCAAGCAGGUGCGUUUGCUAGAUGCAGACGCUGAUGAAAAUGGUGGUCUUAUGAGUGAACGUAAAUGUGCUGCCAGUAAUGGUGUUACACCCGAAGAUGAAACACCAGUUUCUACAAGUGUUCAUCAAUGUAUUAGUGCUGCCAAUCCACCUGUGAUAGUUCAUUGCUCAGCUGGUAUUGGACGUACUGGUGUACUUAUACUUAUGGAUACAGCUCUGGCUUUGAUGGAGGCUCGAGAACCAGUUUAUCCUUUAGAUAUUGUUCGUACAAUGCGUGAUCAGAGAGCGUGUAUGGUGCAAAAUGUGAGCCAAUAUCGUUUUGUGUGUGAAUGUAUCUGUGCUGCUUAUAUGAAAAUGUCACGCAAUAGUGCUUUACUGGCACAAGAAGAUGAUGACGACGAUGAUGUAGAAGAUGACGAAGACAAUGUUGAUUAGAGACAUAAACAAAAUAUGUACUUUAUUAUAAAUUAACUAUUGGUAAUAAUGCACGUGCCUAUCUCUUUAAUUGGAACCACAAUAAUCUAAUACAAAUCUCUCUCUCUCAGACAGACAUACACACACACACACUCUCUCACUCAAACACUAAACCAUAUAUUUAUGACAGUAACUGAAACACGCAUAUGGAAAAUAAAUUAUAUAUACAUAUAGACAUACAAACAUUAUAUAUAUUUUUUAUAUAAAACUUACAGAAAAUGAAAUUUAUAUAAUAAUAAACAACAACAACCAACCAUACAUAAAAGAAAUAUAUGCAUAAUUAAACCUUAUUUAAUUUUAAGAUUCAAAAUAAUUGUAUACGUAUUUUUUCCAAUAAUAAUUACUUCCUCGUUCCCUUCCCACCAAAAAUAUAAUAAUUUUCUUAAAAAAAAAAAAAAUUGUUAUAAUUUUAAUAUUUUUUCAAUUUAUUUUGAAAAUUAUUUUAAAAAUGAUUUAAACAAUUUUCUGCAACGAUUUAAAAAAGCAUUUAAAAUGUCUAUAAAAUUUUGUUUUUAAAAUUUAUAAAAAAAAAACUUUAAACAAAAACUUCAACAAAAAGUUGAAAUUUAUUAAUAUACAAUCAUUGUCAAAUCUCUUCCCUUUAUACACUUUAAUUGAUUAUAUAAUUUUGUAAGUUAAAUUAAAAAAGAAAAAAGUUUUCUUAGCUCAUAAGUUUCCCCCCC
Molecule: messenger RNA, 4658 nt
Organism: Lucilia cuprina (Australian sheep blowfly)
Lineage: Eukaryota; Metazoa; Arthropoda; Insecta; Diptera; Calliphoridae
Gene: Ptpmeg
Product: tyrosine-protein phosphatase non-receptor type 4
Exons: 13
Coding region: 976-3936 (986 amino acids)
Biological process (GO): protein dephosphorylation
Cellular component (GO): cytoskeleton
Molecular function (GO): protein tyrosine phosphatase activity; cytoskeletal protein binding
Source: RefSeq, a predicted model, not a curated record